CCUCAUAAUGCACAACGUUACGUUGCGUAGUUCAAGUUCUGUUGACUAUUCCUGUUGAUAUUGAAAAGCUGUUCAUACGCCAAGAGAGCUAACUCUUGUUUGUUGUCAAGGGGUCGUAAUGGCGUCCAAUGUGGUCGAAGACGAUUUGGAGACUCCUAACGAGGCCAUUAUGGACCUUCGUGAUAAACUCAACCAUCUCCGAGAGGUAAACAUUGAUCUGAACGCUAACCUCGAAAAACGUCAUAGCAGUCUGAAGGAAGCCGGAAGUAAGAUACAGCAGAUGUCCAGCAGUAUGCAUCAGUUCCAGGUGACCUUGAGGGCCAUAGACAAACACAUGCUAGAAAACAACACUCGCAUGCUCGACCUUGACCGCAUGUGUGGGGAACUACAGCGAGAAAAAAGUGACAUCAACACAGAGAUACGCUUCCUGUCGUCUGAGGAUGCAUGGGCAGAGCUCGACUCGAGUCAGCUACAGGGGGACGAGGAGGAUGUAGCGACAGAGAGACGUCUUACCGACUGGGCACGAGAGGACCUCUUCGCAAAGCUGGAUGACCUUGACGCAAUGAAGAGGCGACACGCCGACAAGGUGGCGGACACUAACGACCAAUGGGAGAUGUAUAAGGAUGAGCUACGAAAGGGUCGGAUGGAGACAAAGUCCUACCUUGAUGAUAUCAAUGACGUCAACAACCAGAUAGUGUCCCGGUUCAACAGCAUCCUGAAAUACGGUCGACAAGGUUUAGGAGACACAGAAAAAGACAGUCUCCGAAAUACCAUAAAAGGCAUAGGAAUAGAAUCCGCACUCCGCAAUGAGUCUGAACAGACUCUAGAUACUGAAGUGUUUAGUUCGGACAUUGAAGAGGAAAUCGACCAGCUGUUGAGACAAAGGGAACAGAUGUGGGAACAGAACGCCGCCCUGACGGAGGAAAUAUGUGACCUUCAGUCCCAGGAUCAGGGGGAGACAAUUAUUCCUCUGAAGUCAUCGGGCAAACACAUAGAUCUGCCUAAUAGGGAUUCAACCAACCAGAAGAUUCCAGGAAGCGCUGAAGAUAGCGGGGAGCAAGCAGAGGAAGUGGAACAUUUCGGAGGGGGCAUUUCACUUCACAAGUGUGUCAAGCUCACCGAUCUAUCACACCUGUAUAACGGGCCGGAGAAGAUACAGCCGGCCAUGGAGGAGGUCUUCACUCCUCAGGACGCUCAAUUGGACGCCGGAGAUGACCAGUUGGACAUGGACUCGGCUGCUGGGGGACACGACGAGCCCCCUCCGCCCCCAGAGGAAGACUCGGAGGACGAGGAAGAGGAACAGGAACCGGAACCCGACGAGAGCCCGGAACCGUCACAGGAGACGGGCGUCGCUCGCAGACAUCACCACCACAUGGAGAAUACAACAAUGUCCGACCUCAUGGUGUCGAAGAUCCAGGGAAGAACGCUGGGACCCAAUCUCCAGGCAGCCCACAAGGACGCUGAGACGGUUACUGGACAACCAAACAUGCAAACAAUGCGCAGACCGUCCGCCUUCUCCUUCACUCCCACGUUAGCAAGGAGAAAUCGGUCCAAUCGUCAGUAGCCCGUCCCGAAUACUACCAAUUCUGUUUCGCAUUUUCUACUUACCAUAAUGGUGUAGUGGGAUUUCAACGUUAAAUACAAAUUUAAUGAAGAACCUAUACGAUAAUGUUCAGAUAUGUGCAAUUCAGUAUACGUUUUACAUUAAAAGAGCUGACUUAUUUCAAUUUC
Mizuhopecten yessoensis (Yesso scallop) is the source of this 1731-nucleotide messenger RNA. RefSeq lists its product as uncharacterized. The transcript is spliced from 9 exons. The coding region runs from base 119 to 1564 and encodes 481 amino acids. NCBI's taxonomy places the organism in Eukaryota, Metazoa, Mollusca, Bivalvia, Pectinida, Pectinidae. The record is from RefSeq and is a predicted model, not a curated record.